CGUGCACUGCUCUCUGCGUCUGUUGAGAUCGGCCUGAAGAAAGGGAAGGAUCUGGGAAGGUUCCUUUGAUUUGGUUCCCAAAAAUAACCAAACGGGUACCACAGAGGAUCAUUCUGCGUUUGUUGGGACGGUGUGACCAAACACACAGAAAAACUCCUGCUGAAGCAGCUGAGAUCCACGUGAUACUGUUAUAAAGAUGGCGUUUAUUAAAGAGGAGAGAGAAAACAUGAGGAUUGAAGAAACAUUCAGUCUGAAACAUGACCAAACUGAGGAACAAACAGAACUGAAGUUGCUAAAAGAAGAGAGGAGAGAACUGACAAUGACAGAAGAGAAAGAUCAAUAUGAGAGACUUGACUUCAUAACUGUGGAAACAUCCAUGCAGACUGAAACAUCUUCAUCACCAAAAAAAGUUCAGAACACCGAAUCAAACAGAUGCUUCAUCUGCCAUCAAUGUGGAAAGAGUUUCAAACAAAAAUAUAACCUUCAAAUGCACAUGAACGUUCAUACUGGAGUGAAGCCUUUCAAAUGCCAUGAGUGUGGAAAGAGAUUCUCACGUAAAGAAUACCUUAAACGCCACAUGAAACGUCACACUGGAGAAAAGCCAUUCACAUGUGAUCAGUGUGGAAUGAGUUUCAUACAUAAAGUAUCCUUUGAUUACCACACAAAGAGAGAGAACUCAGGUGAUAACGGUUUUACAUGUAAACGGUGUGGAGAGAGUUUCAGUUGUAGAGGAAAUCUCAAAAAUCAUACGAGACUUCACACUGGAGAGAAUCCUUUUACCUGCAAUGUGUGUGGGAAUAGCUUCACAUAUAAAACACACUUUGAUACCCACAUGAGAACUCAUACUGGAGAGAAGCCUUUUACCUGCAAACUGUGUGGGAAAAGCUUCUCGCGCAAAGGAUCUCUGAAGACUCACAUGGUCGUUCACACUCGAGAGAAGCCGUUUCCAUGCAAUCAGUGUGGAAAGUGUUUCAGGCAUAAAACAACCCUUGAUUCACACCUGAAAUGUCACACUGGAGAGAGUCCUUACAUCUGCAAAUUUUGUGGGAAGAGCUUCUCAGGUAAAUCAACCCUUAAUGCCCACAUUAGAAACCACACUGGAGAGAAGCCCUUUAACUGCAAACUGUGUGAGAAGAGCUUCACACAAAAGGGAAAUCUUAAGAUUCACAUGUCAAUUCACACAGGAGAGAAGCCUUUUGUGUGUGCUCAGUGUGGAAAAAGUUUUUCACGUGAAACAAACCUUACUUACCACAUGAGGAUUCACUCAAAAGAGUAUAAUUGUCAGCAGUGUGGACAGAGAUUCCCAGACAAGAGACGCCUUAGUUGGCAUGAAAAAGUUCAUUUUCGAGAGUCGUUCAUGUGCCAUGAAUGUGGAAAGAGUUUCAGAUUUAAAGGACAAUUUAAGGUCCAUAUGAGAAUCCACACUGGAGAGAAACCUUUCACCUGCACUCACUGUGGAAAAAGUUUCAAUCAGAAAGUAACACUUCAGAUUCACACGAGGCUUCACACUGGAGAGAAACCAUUUGCCUGUCUUCAGUGUAAGAAGAGCUUCACAUAUAAAAGAGACCUGAAACGUCAUUUGCAAACACAUACUGGAAAGAAGCUGCAGUUCUCUGUGAGCGGAAAGAGGCUUAGAAAAAGGAGCAGUUUGAAAGAUCAAAAGCACGAUCGCUCUGGAGGAAGGCAGUUUAAUUGUGACCAGUGUAAUAAAACAUUUCUUUUGCCAUCACACUUACAAAUACACCUGAAAAGUCAUGCAGAUGUGAAACCAUAUUUGUGUUCUUCGUGUGGAAAGCGUUUUAAAUGGCUCAGUAGCUUAAAAUGGCACCAGAAAAUACGUAUCUGUGUGAAAUUAAAGCUACGUUCUCACCGCAGCCGAAAGUGACCCAAAUCUGAUCAUCCACCUUUGACAAUUUGCAUUGUUCUCCUCUAGAUAGACUCUUCUA
Carassius carassius (crucian carp) is the source of this 1946-nucleotide messenger RNA. RefSeq names its product gastrula zinc finger protein XlCGF57.1-like. The coding region runs from base 197 to 1885 and encodes 562 amino acids. Lineage: Eukaryota; Metazoa; Chordata; Actinopteri; Cypriniformes; Cyprinidae. The record is from RefSeq and is a predicted model, not a curated record. The transcript is spliced from 4 exons.